AUGAUGAUUGGAAUUUGUGUAAUAUUCCUAUGUGCAAUGGUAGCUUAGGCUAAGAAGUAGAAGGAUUUUCUAUUUGAUGUAAAAUAGGGUAAAUCAAUUCAAGUUGAAUUGCCUGAGAAGUGGGAUAAGGAUUUCUUAAUUAUGUAUGUUCGACCAUUACAAGAUGAAAAGAAGAGUGAUUUGGGUGAGAUUCAAUUAAAAAGCAAAGAAGAGGACUUUAAAUUGAUGGAAUUUUAUGAGACUGCAUUAUUUACGAUCAAAUCUGAAGAUAUAAAUUUAAAAUGCAUAAGUGCACCAUGUGUUGGUAGGAUUACAGUAAUAAGCAAUGACGCAAUUGAAUUGACUAGUAAGAGUACAGAGCUGAUUUUGAAUUAGAAACAGCCUGUUUAAGUGAUUUCUAUGCAACUACCUAGUAAAUAUAGUAGGAUGGUGGGAGAAUUUAAAUUGGAAGAUGAUGAAUCUGAUAAAAUAAAAAUAGAUGUAUUUGAAGAGAAGGCUAGACUUUAUGGAGAUGAAGUUUAGUUAACAGUGGCAGUAAAUAGGAAGGAUUGCGAGAAAUGCAAAUUAUUGGCUGUUUUGAGUGGAGAUUUGAAUCUUAAAGAGGAAGCAACAAUAAAUGGAUAAUUGUAUUUGUAUAAAGAUGAAGAAGAAAUUGAGAUAAAUUAAGAAGUAUUUGAUUAUUUGUUUGAAAGAGAUGAGAACACUUAUUAAUUGAAAUUGCCUAAAUAAUUUAAAAUUUUAUAAAUAGAAAUAUUUGGAGAUAUGUUACCAUUAUUGAAGGUUCACAAGAAGGAUAAUGAAUAUUUUAGUUCACGAGAACCAGUAUAAUUCUAAUAGAGAGGUCAAGCAUUUCAUAUCAUUUUGAGAAGAGAGGAUAUUGAAGGGGAUGAAGUCACUAUCAAUUUGAGUUAAGGGGGUUCGUUGAAAUAUCUAAUGGUUGUUAAAUUGAUUGAUGAACCAGUACUAUACAAUAAUCAGUUGGUAUUUUCUAAAAUCUAAGACAAAGGUAAACACAAUUAUUAAUUCAAAACUAUUGAAAGUGAACAGGAAGUCGGAAUUAAACUAGUUUAUUUCGAAAAAGGUUCUAACUCUAUAAGAAUAGCAGAAUGUUAAGAUGGUUGUUAAUUUAGUGACGAAGAUAAUCAUAAUUUGAGAUUUGACAAACAUGAAUUGAAACCUGCAGUAUUUGUUAGUCCACAUUGUUAAAAUAAAGAUUAAGAAGGAUUUUGUAGAUUCUAAUUAGAAGUAACAAGUGAUAAUAAGAAUAUCUAUAUGUUGACUACUUAAAAUGAUAAUAACCAACGCAUUCUUAAAUCUGAUGUUGCUUAUACCAAUUAUUUGGAAUAGUCAUAAGAAGAGCAUCUCAUUCUUAAAUAUCAAAAAUCAGACGAUGAUGAAGAAUUGGUGUUCACAGUCAAUACUCACAAUAUUGUCUAUAUGAUAAGUAGAGACAGCAGUUGUUACCCUGUUCGAAUUGAAUGUGCAAAACAUUUUGGAGGCGUGGAUCAUCUAGUUGUUCUUAGAGGUGAUAAAUUGAAACAUACUCAAUAUUAUAUUACUCUAACAGCUAGAGAAACUACUAUGUUUCAAUUUAUGGCCAAGGUGACUAAAUAGGCAGAAAUUAAUAUCAAAGUAUUAAAGGAAGAUGAAACUUACAGAGGAGUAUUAUAAUUGACAAAUGGGGAAUCCAAAAUUCAUUACUUUAGAGUCAUGAUUAAUUUUAAUCAAGUGGAUUCAAAUGUAGAAGUUAUUGAUGAAGAAUAGCCAACUAUUGAAUUUGCUAUUCAUUCUUCAAGAAUGCAAGUAGCUUUGACCUUGAAAAAAGGCAAUCAAUUGCCAUCUCUUCAAUUAUUCGAUCUAAUCACUACCAAUAACUAUUUGUCAAUCUAACCUCAAGAUUAAUAUUAUUAGAACUCUGGUAAUUAUACUAUUGGUAUUCAGAAUAUGUUUGAAACAUAUUUAGAUAAAGAAAUCAUGUACACCUUCACUUAUUCAACAAGUAGAACUGUGAAAACACUCCACGCAGGUUAACAAUUUGUUGAUAGAGUAAAAGGAUUGAAGUCUAAGUAUUUCAGCUUCUACUACAGCAAAAAUACUACCAUAUUUUACAUUAGUUUAUAAAGUAAAAGCAAUAAUAAAUUAACUUUAACGGUGUAAAAUGAUGUUAAACCUGAUAAUUAUUCUUAAUUUGCAAAGAGUGAAGAUUCAAGCACACUUAAAUUAACAGAGUCAGCCUUAAAUAGUUUGUGUUUGGAUGGACUUUCAUAAGAUGACAAGGAUGAUAAUUCUAAUGUAAUUGCCAUUUGUCAAGCUUAUUUAAUAAUUGAAAAUCAUGGUAAUGAAGAUAUCUUAUUCAAUCUCAACGUUUGGAAUCCUCAAACUGCUCUUGAACUUAAAGAUGGAUAAGAGUACACUUUUAAUUUAGAAUAUCUAUUUCAAGAAACAUUCUUAUAUUACAAAGUAGUCUCCCCUUAACUUGAUGUUUAAUUACACAUUAAUUCACAUUAUGGGUACACAAGAUAUUAAAUAUACAUCCUGGAUUCUCAAGAUUAGGAGUCUAAUUCUCUUUAUGCAAAAGAAGAAUACAAAACCUAGCAUUCUAAGAGUAUUCAUUCUAAUGCGUUUAAAUUCUGUGAACCUGAUUGCGUGUUGAAAAUAUUAUUAGAAGGUCAAGAUGUAUAAUAUCAGAAUGAUAGAAGAAUUAAUUUUGAUGACACUGUUUUUGUCACUGUCACUCAACAGUAUAUGGACUUGAAGAGCGGACAAGCAAUUUAAAUUUCAGUUGAUAAAUUCAAGCCUAGAAAAUUUAUAUUCUCAGAAAUAAACGAUAUUUCUCCCUAGUCAAGAUUCAAAUUAAUCUUACAUGAAAUUUAUGGCAAAGGUUCGAUCUGCUUAAAUUUAAAUGAUGAAGAACAUAUUGAUUCGGAUAAAUGUGAAUAUGAGGUCCAAGGCAAUGUCUUAGAGUUGACUUAAGCACAACUACAAGAAAAACUAAAUGCUUUAAAUCUCACCAGUAAUCCUUAUAUUACAAUCUAAAUCUAUUCUAUUGUAGAUUAUAGCAAGUUUUAAUUAUCAUUGGAAAUAUCUAAUGACAAGAAUAACCAUAAAUUAAUGAUGGGAGUACCAACAAGGAUUAAACUAGACAUUCAAGAAGAAGUCUAAUAUCAAUAUUUUAACAUCCAACACAAUGAUGAUUUAUACUUUAAAUUCAUCAAAGUUUAAGGCACUUCAAUGAUCUAAAUAUCUAGAUGUUUAGACAAUCUCAAUAAGGAAUGUGAAGAAGAGACAAUUAUUCAAGAAUAAUUUUUAGCGGGGCAAUUCUACAAUUAACAUAUCAUCUAUAAAAAUGACAAUAAGAAAUAUUGUGAAUUGUGCACAUAUAUCAUCAAAAUAAAGACUGUUGGAAUCAAUGUAGACUUAUUGAUAGUAGUAACUUCUUAAUUAAAUUUUGUUUAAUUGCCAUAGAAUAUUGCAUUUACGGAUUUCCUGGAAAACUAGACUGAUUACAACAUCUAUCACUUCUCUUAUAACACAGAUCACUAAAUAGAGGUGUAAAUCAAUCAAUUUGCUGGUGAUACAUAGAUGUGGAUUGGAUAUAAUGCUGUGCUGGACUCUUCUCUCUACCAAUAUGGACCAUAUAAUCUAAUUAAAUAAUAGAAAUUAAUGAAUACUACUUCUUCCUCUAUCUCUUACUAUUAAGCUAUCAUCCCUCCAAGAGAACACUUAGAAGAAACUAACUAUACUCCUUAUGCAAAUGGAUCGCAUACCUUGGCAGGUCAUUAUAAUGAUGAUGACCUCUAUAUUAUUGUUAAGAAUAACUAAUAGUCGGCAUCGAAUUAUUCUGUUCUAGUAACCUAGUCUACAACUGGCAAUGGUUAACUACUCUAGGAUGGAAUUAUUACAUUUGCUUAUUUGAGUAGACAAACACCAGUUAUUACUUUAUAUCAUUAAAAUUCUUAUAGAAAAUAACCGUAAUUAGUGAUUAAAAUGGUUCCAUAUGGUGUGAGAUUAUAAGGUUCGGAGUAUUUCAAAAUAGAAGUAUCUAAUGAGACAGAUCCUGUCAAUUUCACUUUACUUACAUCUAUUUCUAGCAGGUAUAAUUAAUAGACCUUCCUUUUACCAAUGUUAGAAGGACUCUUAACUAUAAAAAUCCAUAGUUUACUAGAGAUAAAAGGAAAUGAGAAUAUUAAUGUCGAAUAUGCAUUUAAUCGUGAAGGAGACAUUGUUCCGAUUAGAAGGUAACCAUUUAAAGAGUUGUACUAUUUCGGUAACAACUAUUUAAAUCGAAUUGAUCUACAAAUCAGCAUUGUAAGCAAAGACGUGUUAAUGAUCGAUGAGAAAUCAAGUUAAAAUGAUUAAAUCAUGGAUUCUCUAGAGAAGUUUUAUGAAUCAUAUAUACCCUAUGAAGGUGAGUUGAAAGUAUCGAUUACUCAAAAUUAUGAUGAAUUUAUUAAUAGAACUUAUACUGCUAGUAAGACUACAAUAGAAGGCCAAUUAACUGAUAUUAUUCUGCCAGUUAAACAAGGACCUGUUUUCUUUGAAUUCUCAUCUAAUGAAAGUGUGUAUAAGUUCACAACUCAGGUAUAUAAAACUCAAGAUUUUGCUCCAUAUGGAUAAUUAGUAAUUGGAGGAGAUGGUUAAAUAAAUUACUCUUUUGAGACAUAUGAUACAGAUUUUAUUACUGUGAAAUUCAAACCAUUGAAAUGCAUUGGCUGUGAUCUCUCUUAAGAAAUGAACAGUUUAAUAAAAUAUUCAAUUAGUUGGGGUAGUAAUAUUCAGUAUGCUCAUGUGAUUGGACUUUGUCAAUACAAUUGGUAUGCAAAUUAUCAUUAAAAUCACUCAGAUAAUUAUGAACAGGCUGAUAUCGGCCUUUAUGCUCUCAACCACUCUGAUCAAAUUGUAACUAAUAUUGUUGUUAGUAAAUAAUCAAGGCAUCCUCAAUUAUUUAUAGCUAUUAGAGCUUAGGUUUUAGUUUUUAACAAUCUAACCAUUAAUGAUUAUGAAUUAUAUUACCAUGUUGCGGAAAUUGGGAUGCCCAACGUCUCCUUAUAUUGGUACAAACAUAGGUUCAAUGAACUUAUUAUUGGAGCAGCAAUAUUUUUGAUAGUAGUUAUAACUUUAUCAUGUGUUUUGUGUAAAAUAUAUAGAAGAAUAAGAAAGUUAAAGAAGGAGAAUCUGAAUUUACAAUUAGAGAAAAAAAUGGAGGAGGCCAAAGAGAAGGUGCAAAUUUAGACUAAAUAUGAAACCCUAGAGGAUGAAAAUAAUGAUUAAUCAAAUGUAUGA
Messenger RNA from Paramecium tetraurelia, 5283 nucleotides. RefSeq lists its product as uncharacterized. The record is from RefSeq and is a predicted model, not a curated record. The transcript has 3 exons. Lineage: Eukaryota; Ciliophora; Oligohymenophorea; Peniculida; Parameciidae.